AGCUGUUCAGUAAUCUAUUAAUCUUUGGAGUAUAAAUAGAAGACAGAGACAUCAGAACAUUCAGACACACAUUUACAUCUGGACUUUCAUCAGAUCACUUCAGCAGAAAUCUGACCAUGACGCUGGCAUCAGUCUUCAUCCUCCUCCUGGCUCCGGUGUUGACCAGCUGUAUGCCCCUCGUCCUCCCAUUGGACUGCAGUGACAUCUAUAAUAAUGACAACAGACAGCCCAGUGGAGUGUACACCAUCUAUCCCAUCGGAGCCACGUCUGCUGUCCAGGUGUACUGUGACAUGGACUCACUACAAGGACGGUGGACGGUGUUCCAGAGGAGGAUGGACGGCUCGGUGAACUUCUACAGGCCCUGGGAUCACUACAAGAAGGGCUUUGGUGUCGCUGCUGGAGAGUACUGGCUCGGUCUUGAGACUCUCUUCCACCUGACUCUGAGGAAAAAGUACGAGCUGCUGGUCGACAUGGAGGACUUCGAUGGAAACAAAGUGUUCGCUCGUUACUCCUUGUUCUCCGUUGACCCAGAGUCCUACGGAUACAUGCUGCAUGUGUCUGGAUUCACUGAUGGAGGGGCAGGAGACUCACUGAGUGGUCACAAUGGACAGAAAUUCUCCACCUUCGACAGAGACCAGGACGCCUGGGAGGAAGGGAGCUGUGCCAGAACCUACCUGGGGGCGUUCUGGUAUAGCAACUGUCACUCAACAAAUCCAAACGGUGUUUAUCAAUGGGGGGCUGAUAGUACACUCUAUGCUGUUGGAGUGGAGUGGGCUCAUUGGAAGGGUCGUGACUACUCCCUGAAGGCCAUCAGUAUGAAGAUCCGUCCUGUGCAGUAGUCUUUUUAUUCUUUUCUCUCUGUUGUUCACUGCAUUAACUGCAAACACAAUUUACAGCAAAUGAAAUGACAAAGAAAACAUGAUAAAAAAAUAAAAGCCUAAUAAUAAAAUCCUGCAGACAAACACACACUUAGCUUUAAAGUCAAACUAACAGCUCACACACUGAUCAGUAUCGUCUCUCUUUUGACCUACAACUGAACAAAUUACCAACAUAAUUAAACAAUUUGUAACUUUGACAUGUUGAUGCUGUUCCUGCAUUUUAGCUGGAUAAAAAGAGGUAUUAGACGUUCAGACCAAAUGUCACCCUGCACUGGGUAGUCUGACCACAACACUUGUUGGAGGUUUGACACACUGAUGUCAAUCAUUAUCUGCUGUAUGGAGACAAUAAAUGAGAAACUGAGCAGAAAUCUGA
This is a messenger RNA of Epinephelus fuscoguttatus (brown-marbled grouper), 1251 nucleotides long. Its product is annotated as microfibril-associated glycoprotein 4-like. The record is from RefSeq and is a predicted model, not a curated record. Bases 117 to 839 code for a protein of 240 amino acids. Gene Ontology annotation, biological process: elastic fiber assembly. The transcript is spliced from 6 exons. Lineage: Eukaryota; Metazoa; Chordata; Actinopteri; Perciformes; Serranidae.